Messenger RNA from Penicillium oxalicum, 456 nucleotides. RefSeq lists its product as uncharacterized. NCBI's taxonomy places the organism in Eukaryota, Fungi, Ascomycota, Eurotiomycetes, Eurotiales, Aspergillaceae. Bases 1 to 456 code for a protein of 151 amino acids. The record is from RefSeq and is a predicted model, not a curated record. The transcript is spliced from 3 exons.
AUGUUGGCAUCUUUCAUCCUUUUCAGUGCUCUCGCAGGCCUAAGCACGGCGCAGAGCGCCAUCGUGAAUAACCACUGCGAUUCCACUGUUUAUGUGCAGUCUUUCCCGUACGAUGGCAGUGCCCCGGGGCCUCUGACCACCGUCAAGAAGGGAGAGACGUUCUCCGAAAAGUUCAGACCAUCAGGUUCUACCGUGAAAAUUGCCAAGCUCAAGACGCUUCAAAGCCCACUUUUCUUCGGCUAUUCAUUUUCAUCCAACCCGGACUACGCAUAUUACGAACUAAGUACGGAAUGGGGCAACCCAUUCGCAUCGCAGCCUAACUCACUCAGUCCCGGAGAGGGCUGUGAAGUGUUUGACUGCGCGGCCAAUGAUGCUUCGUGCUAUAGUACCCCAGCGCACAAGAAGGUCUACGGGUGCCCACAGCCAGUCGACCUGACUGCAGACUUGUGCCAGUAA